This is a messenger RNA of Cooperia oncophora, 1122 nucleotides long. The record is from the annotation of a GenBank genome assembly. Lineage: Eukaryota; Metazoa; Nematoda; Chromadorea; Rhabditida; Trichostrongylidae.
AUGCGAGGAUCCAAGCGAAGGUCCUGGGAAGUGUCUCCAGGAGAGUCUACAGAAAGAGAAGGGAGGAUCCAAGCAAGGAUCCCGACGAGAGGUCCCCGAAAGAUCCUCGAACAAGGUCCCGGAAAGAGUCUCCCGGAGAGUCUCCAAAAGAGAAGGACGAAUCUAAGCAAAGGUCCCGACGACGGUACUGGGAAAGGUUCCGGAGAGGUUCCCGGAAAGAGUCUCCCGGGAGAGUCAACAGAAAGGCAAAAGAGAGAUUGCAAGGUCGCACGAUUUUACCUGAAUUUGAAAGGAGGAUGGUACCGGAAACCGUUACCGAUGGAUUGCAACGAGUCUCAAGGAGAGCCUGAGAAGGGUUCCAUGCGAGGAUCCAAGCGAAGGUCCCGGGAAGUGUCUCCAGGAGAGUCUCCAAAAGAGAAGGGGGAAUCUAAGCAAGGAUCCCGACGAGGUCCCCGAAAGAUCCUCGAACAAGGUCCCGGAAAGAGUCUCCCGGAGAGUCUCCAAAAGAGAAGGACGAAUCUAAGCAAAGGUCCCGACGACGGGGCAACGGACGAAAUCCCCCGGCGCCGUGCGCCACCUCGAGGACCGGCAACAGCCCCAGCUAGAGCACCGCCAAAGGUCGCAGCUAGACCGGCAAAGGCCCCAGCCAGGGCAACGACGAAAGCGCCACCUCGAGGACCGGCAACAGCCCCAGCUAGAGCACCGCCAAAGGUCGCAGCUAGACCGGCAGAGGCUCCAGCUAGGGCAACGACGGAAGCGCCACCUCGAGGACCGGCAACAGCCCCAGCUAGAGCACCGCCAAAGGUCGCAGCUAGACCGGCAAAGGCCCCAGCCAGGGCAACGACGAAAGCGCCACCUCGAGGACCGGCAACAGCCCCAGCUAGAGCACCGCCAAAGGUCGCAGCUAGACCGGCAGAGGCUCCAGCUAGGGCAACGACGGAAGCGCCACCUCGAGGACCGGCAACAGCCCCAGCUAGAGCACCGCCAAAGGUCGCUGCUAGACCGGCAAAGGCCCCAGCCAGGGCAACGACGAAAGCGCCACCUCGAGGACCGGCAACAGCCCCAGCUAGAGCACCGGCCAGAGGUCGCCAGCUAGACCCGGGUAGCAGGCUCCAGGUCUAG